This is a messenger RNA of Larimichthys crocea (large yellow croaker), 852 nucleotides long. RefSeq names its product olfactory receptor 52N5-like. Gene Ontology annotation, biological process: G protein-coupled receptor signaling pathway; detection of chemical stimulus involved in sensory perception of smell. Gene Ontology annotation, cellular component: membrane. The record is from RefSeq and is a predicted model, not a curated record. Gene Ontology annotation, molecular function: olfactory receptor activity; odorant binding. The transcript is spliced from 2 exons. Bases 1 to 852 code for a protein of 283 amino acids. NCBI's taxonomy places the organism in Eukaryota, Metazoa, Chordata, Actinopteri, Sciaenidae.
AUGGAAAACUACACCUACAACAGCUACACACUCCAGAUAGAAGGCUUAAAUAUCACAAAGGAUUACAUUUACUCUUUCUUUUUCUUGUUAAUUUUCUACAUUGUUUCAGUUGUUAUGAAUAUUGGCAUUUCAGUUCUGAUUUUUAUUAACAAAAAACUUCACCAGCCUAUGUAUCUCAUAUUUUGCAACCUGUCACUCAGUGACAUAAUCGGGACUACUCAUAUUUUUCCCCGUUUGCUUGCAGAUAUUUUGCGGCCUCCUUCUGAGCGUCUCAUCAGUUAUUAUGCAUGUGUGGUCCAAGCUUUCAUUACACAGUUGUUUGGUGCCACUUCCCACACUGUGCUUAUGAUCGGGCUGACCAUACGGCUGAACCGAUGCAGGACUAUGAUCAUGAAUCCUUACUGUGACAAUGCCUCCUUGUUUAAACUCUCAUGUGAGAGUGUGUUCAUUAAUAAUGUCUAUGGCCUCACAUUUACUGUGGUCCUGUUCGUAGGUUCUAUAGGCAGCAUGGUUCUCACUUACACUAAGAUUGCAGUGGUUUGUCUGACCAGUAAAAACAAGUCUUUGAACAGUAAAGCCUUGCAGACCUGCAGCACUCACUUGGUUGUGUAUCUGAUCAUGUUGAUCAGUGGAUUUGUUGUAAUUAUUUUGCAUCGUUUUCCUCAGUACUCUGACUACAGAAAAUUUUCUGCUAUACUGUUUACAAUUGUCCCUGGCAGCCUCAACACCAUUAUUUAUGGUGUGCAGUCCAAAGAGAUCAGGAAAUCCUUAUAUGAAAUAUUUCAGUUCAAAAAAUGCUUGUCAUCGUGUAAGAAACUUUUGUUGACAACCGACUCAACUAAAUGUGUAUAA